CGAGGAUCUCAUAAUUACAACCGGUGCAUCACAGGGACUGCAUUUUGUCUUAUCUACUCUGGUCGAUUUAAAUGGUAUAGUUUUCGUUGAUGAAGUAACAUAUAUGAUUGCACUUGAUGCUAUUAAACAAUUUACAACGAUCACUAUAAUACCAUUACGACUUAACAACGAUGGUGUAAGCGUGAAGGAAUUUGAGCAAAUUUUACAGGAAAAACGUUUUCAAUCGAAUUCCAAAACCUUUUGGGCAAUGUACUAUACAAUUCCCGCCUAUCAUAAUCCGACAGGGAUUUUGUUUUCAUCUAUUUGCCAAAAUCUUGCUGAGCUGGCCCAAAAAUAUGACUUCUUAAUACUCUGUGAUGACGUUUACAAUAUCCUAAAUUACACAAUAGCACGACCACCCAAACGAUUGUUUGCCUACGAUAAAGGAUCUGGAAAUAUAAUUUCGAAUGGAAGUUUCUCAAAAAUAAUUGGACCAGGCCUACGUAUGGGUUGGUUGGAGGUACCUGCACGUUUAAAACCUAUUUUGGAAAUGUCUGGUAUCUUGAAUAGUGGCGGUUGUUUCAACAAUUAUACUUCUGGUAUAUUGGCCAGCCUCUUCGAACUGAAAUUGGCUCAAGUACACAUUGAUAAAGUAUCACUUGCGUACAAAGAGCGUAUGUUAGCUACUUGCGAGGUUCUUGAACGCCAUUUACCCCCAAGUUGUAAUUGGACAAGACCAUCAGGUGGAUAUUUUAUUUGGAUUUCAUUACCCCCAUUGGCGGACGCCGCCAAAUUUUUACAAUACUGUGUGAAAGAUGAGAAAGUAUUCUUUAUACCAGGAUCGCGUUUUGCGUAUGAACCGACAGUAGCGAAAAAUUGCCUACGUUUAAGUAUCGCUUUUCACAGCAAGGAAAAAUUGGCUGACGGGGCUUUGCGUUUCUGUGCAUCAUUAAAACGUUUUCUGGAAGAAGAGCUAAAAUAAAAAGACAAUAUGACAGUGCGUAAAUAUAUUUUAUAAAGUGUCCAAUAUUAACAAUGUCAUGAUGUCUGUGCUAAAAAGGAAUAAGCGCAAAAGUUAAUUUAUACAGUAUACAUCUGUACAUAUCGCACACCGUCUUCAAAAGAGUCACAACUCAAAAUAAUACGUUAUUUCUAGAACAUGAUAAUCAUAUGGGCAAGGGCGACUUUACCUUAGUUUUUUUUUUUUUUAUUUAAACAAAAGUUUGCUCCAGUUUUUGCAGAAAGGUAUAUAAAAGCUCUGUGUACAUUUUUAGCGCAUAAUUUCCCCAAGUGCUAAAUUUUGAGUUGUGGCUCUUUUGUAGACGGUGUAAUAUAUUUUACAAACACAAAAAAAAAUACGUUUUUAUAUGAAACCGCCAACUCUUUUUCAUUUAGAAAUAA
Messenger RNA from Rhagoletis pomonella (apple maggot), 1380 nucleotides. Its product is annotated as 2-aminoadipate transaminase-like. The record is from RefSeq and is a predicted model, not a curated record. Gene Ontology annotation, molecular function: pyridoxal phosphate binding; L-2-aminoadipate:2-oxoglutarate transaminase activity. NCBI's taxonomy places the organism in Eukaryota, Metazoa, Arthropoda, Insecta, Diptera, Tephritidae. Gene Ontology annotation, biological process: biosynthetic process.